AUGGAUCCAAUCGUAAAUGCCCCAGUAUUUCAAGCUGCUACAGCUGCUGCUGCUGCAGCGGCGGCCUCAAAAAAUUUCAAUUCUAAAGAGAACUCUGAGGAAUUUGUAGAGUCGGAAAAUUCGGAUGCUUGUCAGUGGACAAUGGAAGAGAGCAGUCUCAUAGAUGGCGAGAUUCAGCGUGCGGCUAGAUCCAAUGAAGACACUGGUGAAUACCCUCGCUUUGGUUGGGUAGAUAUCACUAAACCAUUCUUUGAGGCAUGCUCAGAGUUGAAUUUAGGAGAAUUGGCUCAAGACAUGCUCUUCGGACUAUUUGAAGCAAUGUCCGCAAUUGAAAUGAUGGACCCCAAAAUGGAUGUGGGAAUGGGUUAUAAUAAACAAGAUGCACCACCACAUACCUUUGAAUCUGCGGUAGCGGCAGGAGUUUUGAAACUAGAUAAUUUGACCAAUGAAGAAAUAAUAGGCACCUUUGACGCACUCUUCGCAUGUCUCGUUUCUUGGUUAGAGGGGAAUUCUAUGGACCAAGUAUUGUUCACUUGUCUUUACUUGCAUCAGCCAAGCAGUAUCAAAGACAAAGCGCUUCGGACCUUCUGUCAUGCUGUUCGAAAUCUUAUUGUUAUCAUAAAGAAUAUAAUUAUCAUUAGCAGCGUAAAUGAAGAAGAAGAUUUUCAACUGUAUGGAAAUUCAUCUCUGUUAUCUGCGGAAGAUUGCCAACCAGCAAGUGUAGCUUCUCAGCUAAAAGAAGCCGAAGAUGACUUGGUACGACUGAGCAAGACUGAACAUCAACCAGAAUCCACAAUGGCCAUUGUGCAUCGAAUGCGCUUUAUGCGACAUUUUUAUCAAUCUAUUUUCCAAUUCGAUUGUGUCAUGGCAACUGCACCUAUAGAAUCUAAUAUGAAUGAAAUUUAUAAAAACUUAAAUGCUUCUCUCGAGUUAGUACCACAAAUAAAACGCACCAUUGAAAAAGGUAUCCAACCUGCACCAAACUCUGACUCACCAAAUCCAAUAGGAUUUUCGCCUCGAAUACAUGAUCGCAGUCAACCACCAACUUUUCCGCGAAACGUAAAAAUCCGUGACCGCCCAACUAGCUUGGUAUUUCUUGAAGAACUGGUGCAUAGAUUAAAAUUUGCGUGCAAAAUAAUUCGAAUGCGAGAUUACUACACCGCUCUGAAUUUCUUCAUCGAAUUCAGCAAAAAAUCUGGACAAUGCGUUCUCUCUCGCAGUGUACUUCAGGGUCUAUUUAUUUCUAAUCGUCGACUUAUUUUCGGAACUAUUCCAAUUAAGGAUUACCUUUGGGAUUCAGUUCGAGCUUUUAAUUCUCCUCCAGUACUGAAUCCAAAACACCCCCUGGGGUCAGAUCAGAAGAUACAAAUGUAUUUAGAUACAUUCUUUCGGUACUGCAUUAGUUUGAACACAUUUACGCAAUUUAUUCGCAUUUGUGGUUUCAAUCGAGCUCGGCAGCGCGAUAAACUGGCACGUUUUAUUGAUAGUUUUGAUAAUAUUCAGGUAGAAGCGGCACGCUUAGACUCACACUUAACUAUUAUGGCAAACGAAAAGGCAGCCGAAGGAAAUGAACUUCACGCCACAGCACUCAAGCAUAGCGCUCAGUUUGCCACCUGGGUAUUGUAUAACUGUUUUCGCGCAAUGAUGUUGUAUUUGAUGUCAGGCUUUGAAUUAGAACUCUACUCGGUGCAUGAGUUCCUUUAUAUUUAUUGGUAUCCCUACGAAUUGCUAAUUGGCUUCAUUGUGUCGGCUUUAACUCGAACUGAAAAUAAUCUUAUAGUACAAGAAGAAUAUGCAGAGCACCAAAGCAAAAUUCAAGGAAGUGGCAGCAUGAAAAAUCGUAAGCCAAAGCCAAAAAAGAAUAAGAAACAACAGAAGCCUUAUCGGCACGAGAUUGUUUAUUAUCAUGCCCUGUUAAGUAUGUGUGGUGGAUUCUAUAAAGCCUUGGGAGCAUUGACGAAAGACGGCCGCAUACGGCAACCCAUGCCAAAGUUUGACAACGAGGAGAUACGUUUCAAUCGAAGAUUUGCACCUUUCGCCACGUUAACAAGUCCACCUCCGGUCUCUUAUGCGGAAUUCAAGAGUAUAAGGGAACAUAUGAUGCGGCCGCCGUCGUCGGAAAUAUAUGCAAUUGCUGCCAAGCAUUUUGACCAAGCACGUAAUGUGUUGGAAUCCAUACAAAAUCCAGAACAAGAGAUCUUGGAUAUGCUUCACGUGGCCAAAGUAAAUUAUGUUGUGAUGAAUGUAUUAGCAAAAGGUCAUCAGAAGGACUCGAAGACUCAGCCAGAUUUUGACUUCUCCAAACAUCGUCACUUUCCUAUUAUAAAAUUGAAUUAAGAUGCAUAUUAUACCCUGUGAUGAAAUGUUAUAUAGUUGAUGCAGUGCAUCACUCCCACCAAUCAUUAGAUAUAUCUUAACAGACCGAAAAUCGGUGUGGUAUAACUUUAUAUCGUAGAUUUCAAACCAAAAUGAUUCUAAAUACACGGAAACCAUGAUGUACAAGUGAUGUACGCAUACAUUGAAAACUUUA
Rhagoletis pomonella (apple maggot) is the source of this 2530-nucleotide messenger RNA. It is a transcript of the gene Naa35, whose product is annotated as N-alpha-acetyltransferase 35, NatC auxiliary subunit homolog. Bases 1 to 2337 code for a protein of 778 amino acids. The transcript is spliced from 7 exons. The record is from RefSeq and is a predicted model, not a curated record. NCBI's taxonomy places the organism in Eukaryota, Metazoa, Arthropoda, Insecta, Diptera, Tephritidae. Gene Ontology annotation, cellular component: NatC complex. Gene Ontology annotation, biological process: N-terminal peptidyl-methionine acetylation.